Messenger RNA from Rhinocladiella mackenziei CBS 650.93, 2220 nucleotides. RefSeq lists its product as uncharacterized. Bases 1 to 2220 code for a protein of 739 amino acids. Lineage: Eukaryota; Fungi; Ascomycota; Eurotiomycetes; Chaetothyriales; Herpotrichiellaceae. The transcript is spliced from 5 exons. The record is from RefSeq and is a predicted model, not a curated record.
AUGAACGCUUCCAAUCAGGAAGCUGGGCAAGGCCAGAAGAGAAUCCCUACAAUCCAAGAGAUGGAAAGUUGGAACUAUAAGCAAUUGCUCGACUGGAUACGGCAAAUACAACCAAACAUUUUCUGCGAUGACGAGGACGUUGUGACAUUCAAAGCGGCAAAAAUCAAUGGCUUCGCCUUUUCGAAGUGUGCUGAGGAUCUAGACUUUUUCAGAGAAAUUCAUUUGCCCCUUGGAGUCUACAGGGCUCUUGCGGCUCUUGCGAGUGAAUUCAGCAAACAGAACGAUCAACCGAACCGGACAGCCGGCCAAAAGAGGAAAGGGGAUGAAACAGAUUUAUCGGAAGAGUCGCCCAUUUCAAAAAGACGUCAAAAAGAUAAGGAUAAAGAGAAAGUCAUACUGACACAAUUAGCCACUAAAGCGAAUAAGCGAAGAAGGGCUAUUAAGGAUAUGAUUACCCAUAUGAACGACUCUCCUAACCAGCAUUCUAAUUCCGUCGAUCCCCUUCCUGAAGUUGUCGAUAAACUUUCCGAUCCAACAUCAAAUCACACGCUCGACUUCCCAUUUAUCGGUAGUAUACCAGAACGAUUUAAUGAGCCCGAUAUAACUGAAGGCAAGUGGCUAUAUAUGGGGAGAACAAUGUUCAAAGACUUCCUCCACGAGGUAAAGAAAGUGCGAAAGAGUCGCGCUUACGAGAUAUGCUGGCUCUAUGGAACCAAGGGCUUUGGGAAGUCUCACCUUCUAGCCGCCCUCGUCUGCUACUUUGCUGCUCAAGAUGAACGAGUCGUUUAUCUACCGGAUUGCCGGUGCCUGCUCGACGAUCCUGUUUCCUACGUCAAAACAGCAAUGCUGUUGGCUUGGGCUGACGAUUUCACUACUCAAAAGGAGAUUAUGGCCCUACGCACUCAAGAUCACAUCAAGGACUUCUUCGGCAGUCAAGAAAAUGUCAUAUUUGUCGUUGAUCAAAUGGAUGUUUUAAUGAGUGAUAACAUUCGAAAUAGGAAGAUGGCCCUAACGCUAUAUGACUGGGUGAUCGGGUUCACCUCUUUCGGUAAAUCAAUUCUCAGUUCCUCUGCUAAUUGUACGACGGGCCUCGAAGUGUUCAGAGAUCAGAACGCGAGCCAGGUGGUACGCGUCUAUGGCGGUUUCAGUGAGACGGAAAUGGAGCAGUGGUGGGAGCAGCAUAAGGACAUUGAUAUAGGAGGGUACUCCCGGAAUGAGGUUGAAGACGUUACGGGCUGCAUCCCAUUGCUCUUAAACCACUGCAUCGUGAACAGGAAGUUUGAUUUGACGGCCCCCAAAUUGAUCGAAAUCUCUAACGAAUCUGUGGCGUUUGCGCGGCGGAUCAAGUCCACUGCUACGAAGUAUGAUUGGGAGUGGUAUUGCGACUACGUGAAGGCUUGCAUUCAUAACUGGCCUGUACCAUUAGGAUGGACGGGAUACAUCGAACUGAUCGACCAUCGAUACUUUUACCAGCGUUACCAGGAUCACGACUACAUUGGGAGAUAUGCCUGCGGUAUAGUUCGCGACGCUGUAGCAAAUCAGCUUCUCGAGUUGGAUGCUAAGUUUAUCAAGAUCAACUUUCUGACUUCAUUGAGCGAUUUUAUCGACAAUCGAUCUAACGUCGGGUUUAGGGUGGAAUACGCCAUCCUCGCAUCCAUUCGCUCACAAGGUUUGAAGGCUUGCGGGGCGGGUAACGAAGGUAUAAACUUCAGCUUCUUUACGAGUCAACGCGAUAUUCAGUUCGAUAUCCGCGAUAAGCCGGUACUUCAUCGCCCUCGACAGAUCAAUUACGAGACGAUAGAUGGAAUGAUUACCUUCGUCAAGACCUCUAAAAGAACCACUAAAGAGGAAAAGCCGAAAUUAUUCCUCUUCCCCCUCCAGAUCACAGUGAGAAAAAAUCACUCGAAGUCUCAUCAGAGAUUCUUGGAUGAAUACAGCCAAUGGGCCGAGCAACAACUAUUGACGUUUGAUAUUGAACUCGAAUUCCUCUGGAUUACGCCAAAUAAGCGCGACGUCAAAGAACACCCGGUCUAUUCACCGUGGCCUAGACAUAAAGAGCGUUGUAUUCCUUUCUCGGAGGUUAGCACGGAUAUCUGGAUUAAGUACCAAGAAGAAGUAGAGGAAGCUAAAGAAGAGAAAGGAGACGAUAAAGAGGAAGAGGAGAAAGCCGAGAAAGAAGUCGAAGAAGACCAAAGAAGUGGGACGCAUAGCACGGUCUAA